This is a messenger RNA of Arabidopsis thaliana (thale cress), 2296 nucleotides long. It is a transcript of the gene PP2AA3, whose product is annotated as protein phosphatase 2A subunit A3. The coding region runs from base 794 to 2032 and encodes 412 amino acids. Gene Ontology annotation, cellular component: nucleus. The transcript is spliced from 13 exons. Lineage: Eukaryota; Viridiplantae; Streptophyta; Magnoliopsida; Brassicales; Brassicaceae. The record is from RefSeq and is marked reviewed.
GCGAAAGACGAGCUCCGGUCUCAUUUCUCGUUCUUCUGAUUGAUAGAUCGCUCGGAACUUGGAAAGCAGCGUAAUCGGUAGGGAGUGAUUUGAGUUUUGGUGAGGAUGUCUAUGGUUGAUGAGCCUUUAUACCCGAUUGCUGUGCUUAUCGACGAGCUAAAAAACGAUGAUAUUCAGCGUAGAUUGAACUCUAUUAAACGGCUUUCUAUCAUUGCUCGUGCUCUUGGAGAGGAGAGGACAAGAAAAGAGUUGAUUCCAUUUCUUAGUGAGAACAAUGACGAUGACGAUGAGGUGCUUUUGGCUAUGGCGGAAGAGUUGGGGGGUUUUAUUCUGUAUGUAGGAGGGGUUGAGUAUGCAUAUGUUCUGCUUCCACCUUUGGAGACUCUAUCCACUGUUGAGGAAACUUGCGUGAGGGAGAAAGCUGUGGAUUCACUUUGUAGAAUUGGUGCUCAGAUGAGGGAGAGUGACUUGGUUGAGCAUUUCACUCCUCUGGCUAAGGUUGAAGUUGUUUACAUCCAUUUUGGUUGAUCUAAGAGAACAUCGCUCUGGCUUUAGCGCUCUUUUGGGUUGUGGUUGUGUAUGUGACCAUACAUACCUCGGUAUAGGUGCUCGUAAUGUGAAACCGACUUAAGCAUUACUGAACACUGUCAUUGUGUAACAGCGACUUUCAGCUGGUGAAUGGUUCACAGCCAGAGUAUCAGCAUGUGGGAUUUUCCAUAUUGCAUACCCAAGUGCCCCAGAUGUGCUAAAGACGGAGCUAAGAUCAAUAUAUGGUCAGCUUUGUCAAGAUGACAUGCCAAUGGUGCGCAGAGCUGCAGCAACUAAUUUGGGGAAGUUUGCUGCUACAAUUGAAUCAGCUCAUUUGAAGACAGACAUUAUGUCCAUGUUUGAGGAUCUUACGCAAGAUGAUCAAGAUUCGGUUAGAUUAUUGGCUGUUGAGGGUUGUGCUGCUCUUGGGAAAUUGUUGGAGCCCCAGGACUGUGUUGCACACAUUCUUCCUGUGAUUGUCAAUUUCUCGCAGGAUAAGUCCUGGCGUGUGCGUUAUAUGGUUGCAAAUCAGCUCUAUGAACUUUGUGAAGCUGUAGGACCGGAGCCAACUAGGACGGAUCUGGUGCCUGCAUAUGCUCGUCUACUUUGUGAUAAUGAGGCAGAAGUUCGGAUAGCAGCUGCUGGAAAAGUUACCAAGUUUUGUCGCAUUUUAAACCCUGAACUCGCUAUCCAGCACAUUCUUCCCUGUGUAAAGGAAUUAUCAUCAGACUCUUCUCAGCACGUCAGAUCUGCAUUGGCAUCAGUUAUAAUGGGAAUGGCUCCAGUCUUGGGUAAGGAUGCAACAAUUGAGCAUCUUCUUCCAAUCUUUCUUUCUCUAUUGAAAGACGAAUUUCCUGAUGUACGCUUAAACAUUAUCAGCAAACUUGACCAAGUGAACCAGGUUAUUGGGAUUGAUCUACUAUCACAAUCGUUACUGCCAGCCAUUGUAGAACUUGCUGAAGACAGGCACUGGAGAGUACGUCUGGCUAUAAUCGAGUAUAUUCCCUUGUUGGCCAGUCAAUUAGGUGUAGGCUUCUUUGAUGAGAAGCUUGGUGCUCUUUGCAUGCAAUGGUUACAAGACAAGGUUCACUCAAUCCGUGAAGCUGCUGCAAACAAUCUGAAGCGUCUUGCUGAAGAGUUUGGUCCUGAAUGGGCAAUGCAGCAUAUAGUUCCUCAGGUUCUAGAGAUGAUUAACAACCCACACUAUCUAUAUCGGAUGACGAUUCUUCGUGCAGUAUCGCUUCUCGCUCCAGUAAUGGGAUCCGAGAUCACAUGUUCCAAACUCUUACCUGCGGUAAUAACUGCAUCUAAAGACAGAGUUCCAAACAUCAAAUUUAACGUGGCCAAAAUGAUGCAAUCUCUCAUUCCGAUAGUCGACCAAGCGGUUGUGGAGAACAUGAUACGGCCAUGCUUGGUGGAGCUAAGUGAAGACCCAGAUGUUGAUGUUCGGUAUUUCGCAAAUCAAGCUCUCCAAUCUAUUGACAAUGUGAUGAUGUCUAGCUAAAAAAAGGUAAAGAAGACAGCAACGAAUUGUGUUUGGUUCUCAUGAGAUUUUGUAAACGAUACUUUGUCGUGUGUUGUCUUUUACUUUACACGUACGUGACCAUUGUUUCUCUCUGCUACUAAUGUUAAUGUUGGCUUCAUGUUUUCUGUGAUUUGUUCGUUGGGCGUAUUUGCUUUUUGGUGCUUAAUUUUGUUUAGUCCAAAUAAUUUACUUAUCAAGUGAUUCGGCAACGUUUUUGCUCGAAGCAUGAGUGUACAAUUGGUC